AUGAAAUAAGUCACCUUCUUAUUCAUCCUUUUUACUUUAAGCAUCCAAACAUAAUUGCAAUCUAAAGUAGAUUAAGUUAUGGCAUAAAUGGAUUAAAUGGCAUUAAAAAAUGAUUUUUCAAAGCAAUUAGCAGGUCUAAUUGAGCUUAAAAUGUUAUAAAGCUCUUAUGUCGAGGAAGUUCUCAAGGAGAUAAAAGGUAUAAGAGACUAAUUAAUUGCCGAUUAAAGUGUUGAGGAUUAAGAAUAUGCAAAAGUAAAUAAAUUAAAGUAUUAUUACCUAAGAAAAUUGGACAAUUGAAUGUGGAAAUUGAAAUUUUAGAAAUACAAACCGAAAAGCUUGCCAAAGAAUUACAAAGAUUAAACUAAUAAAUUGCAGAAUUGAAUGAAGAUAUUAGCAAACUAAUUGGUACCUAAUAAUCAUAAGAGAAAUAAUUAAGUACCUUGAACUCAAAAGAGGAAGAAAUUAGAAACUAAUACAAAAGUGAAAUCGAAACUCUUAAGGUAACAAUUAUGUCUAUACCAAGCAAAGAACAACAAAUAAUAUCAAAUCGAUUGAUGGAUUAAAUGAAAUGAUUGCAAAAUUACAAUAAGCAGUGUUUGCAGAGUAAAGUAAAACUACUGUACUCUCCUAAUAACAUACAAAACAGUAUGUUGAUGAUCUUAGAAACUAAUUAGGACCAAAUCAUCCUUUGACUGCUUUAGUCGCUGUAACUACAAAGUAAUUUGAGGUUUUUGAUUUAGAUUUGAUGUACCCACUGUGACUAAAAUUAUUUAACUUCUUGAAAAUAUCAGAGGUGAGAGAAUCCAGGAAAAUGCAGGUGCUGAUGAAUACGAAGCAAAAGUUACUUCAUCUUAUCAAAUUACUUUAAAAGAAGUAACUGAAGUUAGAGAAAGAUUAAGUGCUGAUUAUUCAAGAACUGUAGUUACUCUUAAAAGAAGAAAUGAAGAAAAUGUAUUAUUUCUCCUAAUUUUCAGGCUCUCUCUACAAAGUCGAGAUACUAAAUCUAAAAAGAUUUACCAAUUGCUUAAGAUUUACUUCAAUAAUAUAGAAAUGAAAGAGAAAUUGUUUAAUCCAAUUAUAAUAUUAGAUCUGCUAAAAGAGAAAAUGAAAUUAAAAUCAUAACUCAAGCAUAUACUAUAGUAGCACAACAAGUUAGAGUAUGA
Paramecium octaurelia is the source of this 1163-nucleotide messenger RNA. The record is from the annotation of a GenBank genome assembly. NCBI's taxonomy places the organism in Eukaryota, Ciliophora, Oligohymenophorea, Peniculida, Parameciidae.